Molecule: messenger RNA, 563 nt
Organism: Thermothelomyces thermophilus ATCC 42464
Lineage: Eukaryota; Fungi; Ascomycota; Sordariomycetes; Sordariales; Chaetomiaceae
Exons: 3
Coding region: 25-414 (129 amino acids)
Source: RefSeq, a predicted model, not a curated record
CCUACCGCCGAAGCAUUGUCUACCAUGGCUACACGCAUCCUCGUCCAGUGCCAUUCCCAAGACAUUCCGGGCGACCCGAAAGAACGACGUACGACAAUGGCGAACAUAAUCUGCAAACAUGUCUGGCACAGACCGUUUGACGAAGCUCAGGAUCGUCUCCAGUCCUUAGGCCAGUAUCGUAUUGAGAUGCCUCUCAAUCCUAAAGUGACCCAUUACCUCCGACACUUCCCCUUCAACGGUGCGCGGACCUCAUCAGGUUACACCGACGAGGAGUUCAAGAAUACGUUCGGAGAGGAGAAAUACCAAGCCAUGCUCGUUCAAAGAAUUAGACAACGACUGAGAUGGGGAGAAGACCUGCUAGCGCAGGAGAAGGCUUACCUCCAAGACCAUCCUGAACUUGCGACGCAGCUUUGAAGGUGUUUAGAAAUCGAAGAUGAUGAUUGCAGGGGUUAACGGAUAAUAGGCUACGUUUUGUGUCGCAGCCGCAAAGCCUUCAAUCCUGCGCCAUGGCAACCCUGGCAACCUCGGCGUUCUCCUUGUUGCGGAACGAGCCCACCAGCGUA